ACAAAUCUAAUUACGCAAACAUCUAGGUUCUUCCAACAACAAUCAACAACAUACACCUACACCCUUUGCUUUCCCAUUAUCUCUCUCACACAUAAAAAAAAGCUUCUUUCGGCUUCCCAACCAAGACAACUUCGAUUACUGCAAAAAACAAAAAUUAAAUUUCUCUUUACUUCCACGUUUGGCAAAGAUGUCAUCAACAAACUAAAGCUUAACACCAACAGAUUUGGUGUUGAUAACAAGAUUCUGUUUUUAUUCUUCACACCCAAACAACAUCUCUUUGGUCUCUAGAUUCUUCAUAAAGAUUUAUACCUUCAACUUCAAUCAGGCCCAUACACUCUCAUUAAUUAAGCUCAAUAAAAAGAUUAGCUCAAUUUUUUCACUUUCUUGCUCCACCCCAUGAUAUCUGUUUCACCAUUUUUAGCCUAGUAGUUAUUCAGUAGCCAAAUCUUGGGAUUUGAACUUUUACUUUUUUUGAUCUGGGGACAUAUCCACUUGCUUUGAGUGGCAUUUUCUCGAUCUGGGGUUAAAAUUAUCUUGCCUAUACUGUUUUGUUGAAUCAACUAUUGCUGAGAUUCAUAAAAAUCCUUGCUUUAUAAAGUAAAAUGUUGUGAACCACACACCAUUUUGUGAAGAUAAGUAUAUGUACAGGAAAACCUGAUUUUCCUUGAAUUGAUUUUUGUAGUGGAAAGUAUUUGGUAGAUAUAGAAAUGAAGUCAAGAGUAGGGAGUCAAGGGUCAUUAGAGGAAGGUAACGAACCUGUUACUAAGGUGGUAACAAAUCAGUAUAAGCCUUUACCAUUAAGGUUACUUCAGUUUCUAUUGCUAUUUUUGGGUCUUGGUAUUGUAUUUUCAUUUGUUAGUAUGUAUAUGGUUCGGUAUUCAGUAGUACAGAAUGUAAUCCCUAUGGUACAAUCAAGAUUUCAGCCCUGUAUUCAACAACUUAGUUUAGAGAGUUGGAUUAAGCCUCCAUCGAAUCUGUUGCAUUCGAUGAAUGAUACUCAGUUGUUUUGGCGAGCUACGAUUGUUCCUCAAAUUAAAGAAUACCCUUUUAAUAGAACGCGAAAGAUCGCGUUCAUGUUCUUGACUAGAGGACCUUUGCCUUUGGCACCUUUGUGGGAGAGAUUUUUCAAGGGGAAUGAGAAGCUUUAUUCGAUAUAUGUUCAUUCAUUGCCAUCAUACAAUCCUGAUUUCCCACCUUCAUCAGUAUUUCAUGGCAGGCAAAUUCCUAGUCAGGUGGCGGAGUGGGGAAGAAUGAGCAUGUGUGAUGCUGAAAGACGGCUUCUUGCUAAUGCACUGCUUGAUAUCUCCAACGAAUUUUUUGUCCUCUUAUCCGAGGCAUGCAUUCCUCUGCAGAACUUCAAAGUUGUCUAUCACUACAUAUCAAAAUCCAGGCACAGUUUUAUGGGUGCAGUAGAUGAACCUGGACCUUAUGGAAGAGGGCGUUACAAUCCGAAUAUGUCACCUGAGGUUAACAUCACUGAUUGGCGUAAAGGAUCUCAGUGGUUUGAAGUUAACAGGAAACUGGCUGUUGACAUUGUUAAAGACGAGAAGUACCAUCCUAAGUUUGAGAAGUUCUGUAGACCAGCGUGUUAUGUGGACGAGCACUAUUUUCCAACUAUGCUGACAAUAGAAUCUCCUCGCCUCUUAGCAAACCGGACUCUCACUUGGGUGGACUGGUCCAGAGGUGGUGCUCAUCCUGCUACAUUUGGGAAGGCUGAUAUUAAUGAUCAUUUUUUCAAGAGAAUUUCUGACAUGCCGACGUGUAUAUACAAUAACCAGCCAACUUCACUUUGUUUCCUUUUUGCCAGAAAAUUUGCUCCUAGUGCUUUGGGUCCUUUAUUAGAACAUUCUACUAAGUUUUUGGGCUUCUAAUAUUUUAGCAAGAAUAGGAAAUUGGUAGCUAUUAGAUCCGGUGAUCAAGCAAGUGUCAUGCUUGCUAUUAGAUGCCAAAGUAUGCUCUUUCCUAUGAUGAUAUUUGUAUUGUUACCUUUAAUUGUUAGACUUUGAGUAACAUGAUUAGUGAGGGUUCAUAUA
Molecule: messenger RNA, 2033 nt
Organism: Lycium ferocissimum
Lineage: Eukaryota; Viridiplantae; Streptophyta; Magnoliopsida; Solanales; Solanaceae
Product: glycosyltransferase BC10-like
Exons: 2
Coding region: 708-1871 (387 amino acids)
Cellular component (GO): membrane
Molecular function (GO): glycosyltransferase activity
Source: RefSeq, a predicted model, not a curated record